AGGCCGCGCGUCCCGAGCAGUCCGGCAGUCACCAAGCUCGAGGCGCUGGGGAGGCCACCCCCAGUUAUGGCUGGUCGGACCCCCCCCGCCACGAGCUCAGGGGCCGAUCCCGCGGAGCCUCCCGCGCGGCCGUGCGAGCGAUGGGGGUGCACAGGGCGGAGCCGCUGGCGAAGGCAGGCCUCGCUCGGGACACUGCCUGGGCGCGCCUGCGCCCUCGGUGCAGCGCGGCGAGCCCACCGGACGCGACCACGAUGAGUUCGGCCACCUUCGGCUGCCGACCUGCCCCGGACCACCUCCUCGACCCGUCGGCCGCCCGCGCCGCGGACCCCGCGGCCGGGAAGCAGUCCGUCUACCUGGGCCUCGACACGACGCUGCCCGACAUCGACGCCAAGCGGAGGGAGGAGAUUCGCAAGAAGUAUCCGCACUUCCCAGACAUCUACGACCAGUCUGCGCUGCGUCGGGAGUACUUAGUUCGGCUUCCGCGGUGGGUCGAGGACUGGGCGAACGCCAAUCUCAUCAGGGACCCUCGAGAUACGAUCAUGCUCUCCACCCUGGCUAACAUGUUCGUGAUUACAGGGGGCCUUAGCGUGGUGCUAUUCCUCUUCCCAUCCCACAUGCUCGGAUUGUUUGUCUUACUAUUUAACGGUGGCAUGUGGGGGCAGCGAUUCACCCUCAUGAUGCACUAUUCAGAGCACUAU
Prorocentrum cordatum is the source of this 698-nucleotide messenger RNA. The record is from the annotation of a GenBank genome assembly. Lineage: Eukaryota; Dinophyceae; Prorocentrales; Prorocentraceae.